AUGGAGCUCAGCCACUCCACCACAUCCCAGGCACCCCCUUACCAAGCUACCUCAAAAGGGCUCUGGGCAAACAAACACUUGCCUGCGGGAAGGCUAAUCCUCUCCGAAACCCCCAUUCUCGAAAUCGCCACCAUCUCACCAGGCCGGUCAAACAGCACUCCUACCCCCGCACUCGCCCAAGUCCCCGAGAUAUUCACAAAUUCCCAGAACCAAGACAUCCCCGCACCCCUCCACUCUGCAGGACUGGCAGGGACCCAACUAGGGCUCGGUCAAGCACACCUUGUCCGAGCAACGAUUCGAGGAGGCAACCUCGUCGGCGAGUCCACCUGGGUGCUCCCGAGACUGGUUUCGAGAAUAAAGCAUAGCUGCCUUCCCAAUGCAGUGAGUAUAUAUUCCUCGUCACCAACGCCGCGUCUGCAGAUAAUCGCCAUGCGUCCGAUACUACCGAAUGAGGAGAUCACUAUUAGCUACUACCUCCCGACCGUGCUGAUGAGUGAUGUUGGAGAAAGGAGGGGGGCAAUUUGGAAAGUGUUUGGGUUUGUUUGCUAUUGUGCUCGAUGCAGGCUCGAGGACAGGCCGCAUACAGUCGGGGUUGGAGGGGUAAGGGGGUGGUAUGGGUAUUUGCGGGAUGUGCGGCUGUGGAUUACUGAAGGGCAGGGCCUCGGGGUAAUGGAUGAUGAAUUGAAUGGAAGGGGGUGA
Messenger RNA from Tuber aestivum (summer truffle), 699 nucleotides. The record is from the annotation of a GenBank genome assembly. Lineage: Eukaryota; Fungi; Ascomycota; Pezizomycetes; Pezizales; Tuberaceae.